Molecule: messenger RNA, 441 nt
Organism: Aspergillus puulaauensis
Lineage: Eukaryota; Fungi; Ascomycota; Eurotiomycetes; Eurotiales; Aspergillaceae
Product: proteasome assembly chaperone 4 family protein
Exons: 2
Coding region: 1-441 (146 amino acids)
Biological process (GO): proteasome assembly
Source: RefSeq, a predicted model, not a curated record
AUGGCCGAAGUCCAAGCACCAGCGCUGGCGCCGCAAUCCCAGCUGACGGAGGUGUCAUUUCCCCUCCCCAACGCUCUACACACAACAGCCCACGUCCACCUCACUGUGCUGGACACCUGUGCGAUGGUCUUCCUUGCUACUUCAACACCGGGAGACUCAUCCGGAACAGUGAAACCGAUGGGGAGUUUCAUUUACGCCAUGCCUGACCGCGUGUCUCCUCGCUCCACCAUCUCGACAACGUUAUACACCUCUCCCUCGACAGAAGAAUACGCCACUCGAAUAGCUAAAAUUCUGGCCCGGCGCAUGGGUGUGCCCGUUUACGUUGGAUGCAGCAUUGACCCGGUCGCGCUUGGGCUCCUGCCUGAGGAGGAAAUGGAGGGCCUGACGGGAAUUGUGGAUAAGGUGAUGGCCAGAUGGGAUGAGCGGAAGGGCUCCGCAUGA